This is a messenger RNA of Agrilus planipennis (emerald ash borer), 3775 nucleotides long. Its product is annotated as N-alpha-acetyltransferase 15, NatA auxiliary subunit. The transcript is spliced from 11 exons. The coding region runs from base 153 to 2780 and encodes 875 amino acids. Gene Ontology annotation, molecular function: protein-N-terminal amino-acid acetyltransferase activity; protein binding. The record is from RefSeq and is a predicted model, not a curated record. Gene Ontology annotation, cellular component: cytoplasm; NatA complex. Lineage: Eukaryota; Metazoa; Arthropoda; Insecta; Coleoptera; Buprestidae. Gene Ontology annotation, biological process: N-terminal peptidyl-methionine acetylation.
GCCGCAAGUGGUCACGUGACCACAAUCGACUGAAGUAAGGUUUGCGGCCACGAGGUUUUGAUGGUUUUGAUUUAUAUCAUUUAUAUUUAAGGCCAUCAAUAAAAAUAUUUUUUUCGGGUCCGUAAAGAUUAAAAUUAGGUGCAGAAAUAAAAAUGCCAUCUAGUAAUCCCUUACCACCUAAAGAAAAUGCCUUGUUUAAACGAAUAUUGAAAUCUUAUGAACAAAAGCAGUACAAAAAUGGACUCAAGUUUGCAAAACAAAUAUUAUCUAAUCCAAAGUUCUCUGAACAUGGAGAAACCUUGGCAAUGAAAGGAUUGACUUUAAAUUGCCUUGGAAGAAAAGAAGAAGCAUAUGAAUAUGUCAGAAGAGGCUUGAGAAAUGAUUUGAAGUCCCAUGUUUGUUGGCAUGUAUAUGGACUGUUACAAAGAUCAGAUAAAAAAUACGAUGAAGCAAUUAAGUGUUAUAGAAAUGCUUUAAAAUGGGACAAAGACAAUAUACAAAUAUUAAGAGAUUUGUCUCUUUUGCAAAUACAAAUGAGAGAUUUAGAAGGGUAUCGGGACACUCGAUAUCAGUUGUUGAUGCUAAGGCCUGCUCAGAGAGUAUCCUGGAUUGGUUAUGCUAUGUCUUUCCAUUUGUUAGGAGAUUACAAAAAUGCUUUGAACAUUUUAAAUACAUUUUUAGACCAACAGCAAAAAGGCAGUAAUUUUGAUUAUGAGCACAGUGAACUACUUUUAUACCAAAAUAUGGUUAUUCAAGAAUCUGGAGACUUCCAACAAGCGCUUACACAUUUGAAAGUUUAUAAUGACCAAAUUGUGGACAAACUAACGUACAAGGAAUUAUUGGGAGAUCUGUGUCUAAAAUUAAAACAGUUUGACAAGGCCGAAAAAGUAUACAAAGAACUUAUGAAACGCAACCCAGAAAACACUUUGUACUAUAUAAAAUUAAUAGAAGCCAAAAGAUUAACAGAAACAGAUGAAAUAAUAAUGUUUUACCUUGAUUUGGUGGAAAAGUAUCCAAAAGCAAUGCCUCCAAAGAGAUUACCUCUCAAUUAUGCUCAGGGAGAUCAAUUUCGAAAUUUAGUAGACAAAUAUCUUAGGAGGGGAUUAACAAAAGGGGUGCCACCCCUAUUUGUCGAUUUACGUUCAUUAUAUGUCGACCCCUUGAAAGUAGAGAUUAUUGAGAAGCUCCUACUACAGUACGUGGACUGUUUGCAAAGUUAUGGCAAAUACAGUGAUACAGAAACAAACAACGGUCCCAAAGAACCAGCCUCAACUUUAUUAUGGACUUACUAUUAUCUCGCUCAACAUUAUGAUCAUCUCAGUAAAGCUGAAGAAGCGUUGAAAUACAUAGACUUGGCUAUUAACCACACUCCAACUCUCAUUGAAUUGUUCGUUGCCAAAGGCCGAAUAUUUAAGCAUGCAGGUGAUCCUUUAGAAGCUUGCAAAUGGUUAGAUGAGGCUCAGGCUCUUGAUACAGCCGACCGUUAUAUAAACUCUAAGUGCGCGAAGUAUAUGUUACGAGCAAAUAAAAUAAAAGAAGCAGAAGAAAUUUGUUCAAAAUUCACACGAGAAGGUGUCUCUGCCAUGGAAAAUUUGAACGAAAUGCAAUGUAUGUGGUUCCAAACAGAAUGCGCUCUCGCUUACCAACGACUUGGCAAAUACGGGGAAUCCCUUAAAAAGUGCCAUGAAAUUGACAGGCAUUUUACCGAAAUUAUUGAGGACCAGUUUGAUUUUCAUACGUACUGCAUGCGUAAGAUGACUCUACGCUCUUACAUGGGUCUAUUGAGGCUAGAGGACGUUCUUCGCGGCCAUCCAUUUUAUUUUAAGGCUGCACGUUGCGCUAUCGAGGUUUACUUGCAUCUGUUUGAUAAACCACUAAAGGACGAAAAUGCCGAGCAGGAUAUCGACAUCGAGAAUUUAGCACCUUCAGAGUUAAAAAAGCUCCGAAACAAACAGAGGAAAGCGCGAAGAAAAGCGGAACAAGAAAUAGCACAGGCGGCUCAAGCUCAAGUCAAAAAAGAUCAGUACCACAAAUCUAAGCAACAGGGUGACGUUGAAGCAGACACACCACAAUUAGAUGAAUUGAUCCCAGAAAAAUUAGCAAAAGUCAGUGAUCCAUUAGAACAAGCCAUAAAGUUCCUUCAGCCUCUGCAAAGCUUAGCCAAAAAUAGGAUAGAAACUCAUCUUAUGGCGUUCGAGAUAUACUAUAGGAAAGAAAAGGUACUGCUUAUGUUGCAGUCGUUAAAAAGGGGAUACAGUGUAAGCGAGAAUAAUCCCAAGCUUCAUUCAUGUCUAAUCCAAUUUUCGGAUUUCCUGAAACGGGUAAGAGACAGUUUAGAUGAAACAGUUAAAGAAGUGUUGGAGAAGGAGACAGAGACACUGUUACGAAAGAAGAAUUCGACCGAAUUGAAUUCGGAAUACUUAUCAAAGCAGGGCGACAGUAUAGAGGCCACCCUCGAGUGCUGUAAAGUGCUUUAUCAGCUCAACCCUAAUAAUCAAGAAUGUGCACUUAAACUUGUUACCAGUUUAGACAAUAAAUUUAAGGAUGUAAAUAUUCAGACAUGCGCAAACGUACUAAAGGCGCUGAAGAGCGGAGCCCUGGGCGAUUGUGAUAGUUUAAUAGAAGACUUCAAGCUACGAUGCCACAAGUUGUUCCCAUACUGCACGGACUUUCGGCCCGCUGCCGCAGCCGCAUCAUUAAACCUAAGCAACUCUUGCGACGCAAACAAUCACGCGAAAUCGACGUCGGCGACUGAGCUCCAAAACAGCAACAGCAAUUGAUACAUUAUCGGUGACGGCACCGGCUUCGGAACGGCAACGCAGACGGUGGUGCCGCGUAGACAUACACCGUCGACGUCGUCGUCGUCCUCCAUCAUUAUCAUCAUCCGCUGUUGACGUUUGACGAGAGAGACUUAGACGUUGUUAAAUUAUGUUAGGUUACCUGUUUAUAUAAUAUAAUAAUGAAGAAAAAUGAAGAAAACGAUAGAUACUUCGUGUUUUUACUACAUCUCGACGAUAUAGAUAAUGACAAGUACAUUUACAUACAUUAUAAAAUACACUACCACGAACGAUGCUGAUGCUUCUAUUAAGCACUAAUUUUGGAAGAGAACAAACAAAAAAGUAAUGAUGAUAAUGUAAUUACUACUGUAAAUUUCAUUUCGUUGUAUUAUAUACAAUCUUCAAUAUUAUUGUUUAUAUAUAUAUAUAUUAUAAAUUGAGUCGAUCGUUGAUUUCUUUUUGUUCGAAGGUGGUCUCUGCUCCUUGUCUACUCUGAUAUCACAACGAUCCCUUUUUAUAUUCAGAUACUCAUGAAAAGUAGUAUACAUUUCUCAGAGAAUUGUAUGUAUUUUAAUCAGCCCGCUUGCAAGUAAAAAUAGAAAGAUUCAGUUGCUUAAGGAAAAAUAAUUAGUAGGUAAAUUAAAUUGGUAAUUUUUUUAUUGAACUAACAAAUUGUCUAGUCAUUUUGUCUCGUACAUAAAUUACGAGUUUUCGUAUUUAAUUCGUAAGCAUGUGUGUAUAUAUAAUAUUUAUGCAAAGCAAAGACGAAUUAAACACUUAAGAUGACUCAUAUUUUUGUUGAUUUCGGAAGUAAAACUUUUGAAAUUACUAAUUUUUAUUUUUGAUUUUCUUGUGACUUCAUUUCCACAAAAAUUGAUCGUUAUGAUACAGAUAUCUCGAGGAGAAAGGUUAUAACUGCCACAACGUCGCAGCUCUCGAGUGAUGGUUUUUGAUUAAUUUUUUUGUUAAUUUUCAAUGAAUAAAAACAACACGACAAA